AUGAAGACUACCUUUUUGAUCAUGGUUCUUGUAAUCGCAAUGACUUGGUCUCGUUCAAGUGCUCAACCGACGGAUCCUCAGGGAUGUGUGAAUGCGUUCAAGACAUCAUCAAGCGGAUGUCUCAAAAGUCUAAAGCAUUUAUUUGGUAUCAAGAAAGAAUGUUGUGUAACCGUUAGAGCAGUUUCUGACAUAUGUUGGCCAGUAAUCUUCCCAAGCAUGCCUUACAUUCGUUUUAUAAUAAAGGGUGUUUGCACUGUCAAAUACUCUUUGCUUUAA
Molecule: messenger RNA, 276 nt
Organism: Thlaspi arvense
Lineage: Eukaryota; Viridiplantae; Streptophyta; Magnoliopsida; Brassicales; Brassicaceae
Source: the annotation of a GenBank genome assembly